GUUUUAGUGAGCGUUCGAACAAAGAUGGAUGUUCGCUAAUCUCCGUCGAGAGUUAUUUGCAAUUCACUAAUUGAGAAUUUAAGAUAGGAGAUAUGGCAAACGUGUGUUUUAGGUGCUGAUGAACUUGAACGAUGCAAAAGAUAUAGUGGCACCCCUUGCUAUAUACAUCGCUCAACUCACCCAUCUGUUCUUCCAGUUCUGGCAAGCCCAAUUUCUGUUGGAUUACAGCGUCGUUCCAUACGAGUCGAUUUGCAGAGCCAAUUGGUAUUCCACAUCGAAAAGGUGUAGAAAACUUUUACUCUUAAUCAUGAACAGGACUGUUUCACCAUGCAAAAUAACCGCCGGCAAGAUUGUGACAUUAUCCAUCGAAAGCUUUGGAAUUGUCCUAAAGACAUCAAUGUCUUAUUUCACGAUGCUGCGUUCCUUCCACUAACGAUUUCGACAUGUCAGUGAAAACGCAUAACUGAGCUUAUUGUAAAAUUCGAAAAUAAUUGUUAACAAAAUUCAAAACAAUAUGAUUCAAUGUAAGAUAAUUGAUUGACAUUGAAAUUUCGAAUAAAUAUAUAUAACCUUAUCGUUUUGUAUCCAUUACUUCCAGUAGAAUAUGAUACACCCAUUU
Odontomachus brunneus is the source of this 619-nucleotide messenger RNA. Its product is annotated as odorant receptor 13a-like. Gene Ontology annotation, molecular function: olfactory receptor activity; odorant binding. The transcript has 4 exons. The record is from RefSeq and is a predicted model, not a curated record. NCBI's taxonomy places the organism in Eukaryota, Metazoa, Arthropoda, Insecta, Hymenoptera, Formicidae. Gene Ontology annotation, cellular component: plasma membrane. Gene Ontology annotation, biological process: detection of chemical stimulus involved in sensory perception of smell; sensory perception of smell. Bases 119 to 433 code for a protein of 104 amino acids.